AUGGCUUCUCAGCAGAUCCGCACUCCCAUCACCGAUCUUUUCAAGAUCAAGCACCCCAUCUUGCUGGCCGGCAUGAACGUCGCCGCCGGUCCCAAGCUGGCGGCUGCCGUCACCAACGCCGGCGGCAUGGGCGUCAUCGGCGGUGUCGGAUACACUCCAGAGAUGCUCAAGGAGCAGAUUGCUGAGCUCAAGAGCUACCUCAAUGACAAGAACGCUCCCUUUGGUGUUGACCUGCUUAUCCCCCAGGUUGGUGGCAACGCCCGUAAGACCAACUAUGACUACACCAAGGGCAAGCUCAACGAGCUUACCGACAUCAUCAUCGAGUCCGGCGCCAAGCUGUUCGUCUCCGCCGUCGGUGUCCCCCCCAAGGCCAUCGUCGACAAGCUGCACAAGCAUGGCAUCCUGUACAUGAACAUGAUCGGCCACGUCAAGCACGUCCAGAAGUGCAUCGACGUCGGCGUCGACAUCAUCUGCGCCCAGGGCGGUGAGGGCGGUGGCCACACCGGUGAUAUCCCCACCACUGUCCUGAUCCCCGCCGUCGUCGAGAUCUGCAACAAGCACAAGUCUCCCCUGACCGGCGGCCCCGUCCAGGUCAUCGCCGCCGGUGGCAUCCACAACGGCCAGCUGCUGGCCGCCGCCCUCAUGAUGGGCGCCGGCGCCGUCUGGGUCGGCACUCGCUUCAUCCUGACCGACGAGGCUGGCGCGCCCAAGUCGCACAAGGAGGCCGUCCGCACCGCCGGCCACGACGACAACGUCCGCACCAUCAUCUUCACCGGCCGCCCCAUGCGCGUCCGCAACAACUCUUACAUCAACGACUGGGAGACCAACCGCCAGCAGGAGAUGAAGGAGCUCGCCGCCAAGGGUGUCAUCCCCUACGAGGCCGACCUCGACAAGGUCCUCAACGGCGGCGAGAAGCCCAAGAUUGAGGGCAUCCAGACCAGCGCCAACGAUGACGACGACGACGAUCCUCUUGAGCAGUUCCGCCCCUUCUUGAUGGGCAAGGCUGCCGCCGUUGUCAACGAGCAGAAGCCCGCCAAGGCUGUUGUGGAUGAGUUCAUUACCGAUGCCGUUGCCUGGCUGAAAAAGGGCAACUCUAUGCUGGUUGGCCCUUCAUCCAAGCUGUAA
Messenger RNA from Trichoderma breve, 1125 nucleotides. RefSeq names its product nitronate monooxygenase domain-containing protein. The record is from RefSeq and is a predicted model, not a curated record. Gene Ontology annotation, molecular function: nitronate monooxygenase activity. Bases 1 to 1125 code for a protein of 374 amino acids. The transcript is spliced from 3 exons. Lineage: Eukaryota; Fungi; Ascomycota; Sordariomycetes; Hypocreales; Hypocreaceae.